Helobdella robusta is the source of this 1117-nucleotide messenger RNA. RefSeq lists its product as hypothetical. NCBI's taxonomy places the organism in Eukaryota, Metazoa, Annelida, Clitellata, Rhynchobdellida, Glossiphoniidae. Gene Ontology annotation, biological process: mRNA splicing, via spliceosome. Gene Ontology annotation, cellular component: catalytic step 2 spliceosome; U2 snRNP; precatalytic spliceosome. The transcript is spliced from 5 exons. The coding region runs from base 52 to 384 and encodes 110 amino acids. The record is from RefSeq and is a predicted model, not a curated record.
CAUUUGUAUUAUAACUUCGCUCAGAUUCUUAUCGGUCAUUGUCGCUUCAAAAUGGCGAAGCAUCAUCCGGACUUGAUAUUCUGCCGAAAACAGCCAGGAGUUGCCAUUGGUCGUCUCUGCGAAAAAUGUGAUGGUAAAUGCGUGAUAUGUGAUUCAUACGUUAGGCCAUGCACACUUGUCCGAAUAUGUGACGAAUGCAACUACGGGUCCUUCCAGGGCAGGUGCGUCAUAUGCGGCGGACCUGGCGUGUCGGAUGCAUACUAUUGCAAGGAAUGCACGAUCACUGAAAAAGAUAGGGACGGCUGUCCAAAAAUUGUGAACCUGGGAAGUGCCAAAACUGAUUUGUUUUAUGAACGAAAAAAAUAUGGAUUCAAAAAACGAUAGUUGUCCAUUAUAAUGACUCUUUCACUUUUCUAUUAUAAUUGAUACAAUUUUAUUAUUAUUAAUAAUAAUAUAAAUGUUAUUAUAUUUCAUUAAUUAUUUCAUAAUUUGAUUGUUUUUAUCACUUCAUUGUUCGUUGGAAAUCUAAUGACGGAUUGUGCAUUAUAUUAAUUAAAAAGGUUAACAUGGGUUAAUCAUUAGGCUAUAUGUAUAUAAACGAAGAUUGAUUGAUAUAUAUGUUUAUAUAUAUAUACAUCUAUAUAUACAUAUAUACAUACAUAUUUAUUAGUUUCUGAACUCUUGCCCAUCUAGCGUUAAGUUAUUUUUUAGCAAUACACUCAAGACGACGAAAUUGUUGCAAAUUUAACAUUUGCGUCCGUCAUGAUGAGGCCCACAGGGCUUUUUCGGCGUGGAUGCCAUCUUCAGAGCCUUGAAUUAUAUGUAUAUAUAUUUAUAUAUGCUGAUAUUAAAUGAAUGGAAGGAGAAAAAAGGAAUAAAGCAAACGGCACUGCUAACCUCAGUAUUACACAAAUGUUAAAUAAAUAUGACUUGCAACAAAAUGUUACUAAACGCUAAAUGGGCAAAAGUCUUCAAUGAAAUAUGUUUUAACGAAAAGCUCGUUCUAAAAUAUGUACACACACACCGUAUAUAUAAGUGAAUAAUCUAGAUCAGAUGACUUAGCGAUAUAUUUGAGUUCACCAUAUGAACGUUUACCAAAAGUUUUAAGAGACUUUUU